Messenger RNA from Physcomitrium patens, 3679 nucleotides. RefSeq names its product putative beta-D-xylosidase 5. Gene Ontology annotation, biological process: xylan catabolic process; arabinan catabolic process. The record is from RefSeq and is a predicted model, not a curated record. Gene Ontology annotation, molecular function: alpha-L-arabinofuranosidase activity; xylan 1,4-beta-xylosidase activity. Lineage: Eukaryota; Viridiplantae; Streptophyta; Bryopsida; Funariales; Funariaceae.
ACUGACCUCGCGGAAUUUCUCAUCGGAUUCUCGACCAGCACAGCUUUGUGGGUCCAGCUUUUCAAAUCGGCACAGCAACUCUGCUGAAUGCAAAGUGGGAUUUUGUAAAAGUGAAGAAAUUUCAAGCAUCUAUGUUUCGGGGGAUGGCGAUGAAUCCUUCGAACUGAUUGCGCAUCCGGUUUUCGUAGCUCAGUUUUGAAACUUUCAUGCUUAGUGUACUGUAGUUAACCUCCAGAGGGUAUGAGUUGUGCGGCAUAGACUGAAGAUCCGUCUAUAUCUCGCGGCCACGGUGCUGAUGUGACAUGGUACUGUUGGCAUGCGUGUUAGCUUAGGUUCUACUAUACUGAUCCUCGCAUCAACCCCGGUGUCGCUUUGUGAGGAUCCUUUUGACAGGUCUGUGUUAGGUUGAGUGGAGAAGAAUCUUAGAAUUGGGGUUUGCACUGGGUGACAUUGAGGUGGGGAUUGUUCACGUGGCGAUCAUUAUCUUGGAAAUUUCGUUUAUGUUUUCAAUCGGUGGCCUCCAAAGCGUCUCGGAGGGGAGUGAUUCCUUUGCAUCUGCCGGCCUUGUGUUGUAUGACAUAGUGGGGGGAUCCUCUUCUUGGGUUCCUACUAGAGUCGAUUUUUGUUUGGUUGUUUAGUCACAGUUUUUUGAUGCAGCGCUCGAGGUGUUGCUGUUUAGGAUGUAGUUUUGGAGCUUAAGCUACUGGCCGGCUCUGGUUGGAUGAGGACUCAGAUACAUAGUUUACGACAGACAAUUCUCAUCUUGUGUAACUUAAGCAGUUAAAUUGAGCACGCUGAUCAGUUUUCUGUAGUCAUUGAAUUUUGAAAGAGAAGUUAGCAGCCAUGAAGUCCACAGAGACGGUCAUUCUGGCUUGCAUACUCUUAGGAGUUAUGUUACUCACAACCCAGUUGUUUGAGAAACCAAGGAUAAAGGUCUAUAAGCUUCAAUACGCGUGCGACCCCGAUGGCCCUGCCGAUUUGCUGUUCCCCUUCUGCAACACGUCCAUUUCGGACGACGACCGAGUGGAGGACCUGAUUUCGCGUCUCACAAUUCAAGAGAAGAUCGAGCAGCUUGUGAACACGGCGGCGAAUGUGUCGCGGCUGGGCAUUCCUCCCUACCAGUGGUGGGGAGAGGGUCUUCAUGGGGUGGCUAUUAGCCCCUCUGUGUACUUCGGGGGCGCCACCCCGGCGGCAACCAGCUUUCCGCUGCCUUGCCUGAGUGUUUGUUCCUACAACCGCACCCUGUGGAAUAAGAUCGGUCAGGUAGUCUCUACAGAGGGACGCGCAAUGUACAACCAGGGCAGGUCCGGAUUAACAUACUGGUCUCCCAACAUCAAUAUUGCUCGUGAUCCACGAUGGGGAAGGACUCAAGAAACACCUGGCGAAGAUCCUAAGCUAAGCAGUGGGUAUGCCGUUCACUUUGUGAAAGGACUGCAAGAAGGAGAUUAUGACCAAAACCAACCCCAGGCUGUCUCUCGAGGUCCUCGAAGACUCAAAAUCUCUGCUUGUUGCAAGCACUUCACUGCCCAUGACCUUGACCGAUGGAAAGAUUACGAUCGUGACCAUUUUGACUCCAAGGUAACGCAGCAAGAUUUGGAGGACACAUACAAUCCAUCAUUUAAGAGCUGUGUCAAAGAGGGGCAAUCAAGCAGUGUCAUGUGCUCUUACAACCGUUUGAACGGAAUACCUAUGUGUACCCAUUAUGAACUCCUCACAUUGACAGUUCGCAACCAAUGGGGUUUUGAUGGGUACAUUGUGUCCGAUUGUGAUGCCGUUGCUCUUAUUCAUGACUAUAUAAAUUAUGCGCCUACUUCUGAAGAUGCAGUUUCCUACGUGAUGUUAGCUGGUAUGGAUCUGAAUUGUGGAAGCACAACUCUUGUGCACGGCCUGGCCGCUCUGGAUAAGAAAUUGAUUUGGGAGGGGCUCAUAGACAUGCAUCUCCGCAAUCUCUUCAGAGUCCGUAUGCGGCUUGGCAUGUUCGAUGGGAAUCCAUCUACCUUACCGUAUGGGUCACUUGGACCGGAAGAUAUGUGCACAGAGGAUAACCAGCACCUCGCACUGGAAGCUGCUAGACAAAGCUUGGUUCUGCUUAAGAAUGAGAAGAAUGCGCUCCCUUGGAAAAAGACGCAUGGGCUGAAACUUGCUGUUAUUGGUCAUCAUGCCGAUGCUACACGUGAAAUGCUUGGGAAUUAUGAAGGCUACCCUUGUAAAUUUGUUUCACCUCUACAAGGGUUCGCAAAAGUGCUUUCAGAUCACUCACCAAGAAUUUCCCACGAACGAGGGUGUAGUGAUGCAGCUUGUGAGGAUCAAUUCUACAUUUAUGCUGCCAAAGAGGCUGCUGCACAAGCAGAUGCAGUUGUUUUAGUUCUUGGGAUAAGUCAAGCGCAAGAAAAGGAGGGACGCGAUCGAGACAGUUUACUCUUGCCGGGACGUCAAAUGGAGUUGGUUUCAUCUGUGGUUGAGGCCUCUGCUGGCCGCCCAGUUGUUCUAGUACUUCUCUCAGGAUCGCCAUUAGACGUCUCUUUUGCUAACGAUGACCCUCGCAUUCAAAGCAUUAUUUGGGCUGGUUAUCCAGGUCAAUCUGGUGGUGAAGCUAUUGCUGAAGCGAUAUUUGGCCUUGUAAAUCCAGGUGGUCGUCUAGCACAAUCAUGGUACUACGAAAAUUACACCAACAUUGACAUGUCCAACAUGAACAUGCGGCCUAACGCGUCCACAGGCUACCCAGGGCGAACAUAUCGUUUCUUUACUGAUACACCACUCUGGGAAUUCGGUCACGGUUUGAGCUACUCCGAUUUCAAGUACACCAUGGUUUCGGCGCCUCAAUCCAUUAUGGCUCCUCACUUACGUUACCAACUUUGUAGCUCAGAUAGGGCAGUUAUGACGUCUGAUCUUAACUGUCUUCACUAUGAGAAAGAGGCGUGUAAGGAAUCAAGUUUCCACGUGCGAGUAUGGGUGAUAAACCACGGUCCACUUAGUGGUGACCAUUCAGUGCUCCUGUUCUCAAAGCCUCCUUCAAGAGGCAUUGAUGGGAUUCCACUGAAGCAGCUCGUUAGCUUUGAGCGUGUGCACUUGGAAGCUGGAGCAGGACAAGAAAUACUCUUCAAAGUGAACCCAUGCGAAGAUUUGGGGACAGUCGGAGAUGAUGGAAUUCGUACAGUCGAACUAGGGGAGCAUACUCUCAUGGUCGGGAUGGUCCAGCACGUCUUGACUGUUGAGAAUUGGAGAGAGGGACAUGGAGAAUUAUAAGAGCUGACAAUCCAUGGAAGAAUAGCAUGAUGAACUCCAAUCUACUAUUGCACAUGUAACCUCUUGUUUUUCACUUCAGUGGAGACAUUUGUUAAAGAGCGCACCAUUGAGUGUGACUUGACAGGUAUAUAAAGAGAGCACUUCAAUAGAAAAAAAAUCACCAGGUCUGGUUUGGAUUGGAGUGCGUACGUGAAGCAACUCACCAGAUAAUUACUGUGUCUACCCAACUUGUAGGUAGCGGUAAGAUGAGGACCAAAGGUAACCUUCUAAUUAAAAUGAUAUCAUAUUUGUCUCCUGCUGAGAUGUGUAUUGUGAGAAUAUGGAUGUGGGCAUGGUAUGGAAGCACCUGUUGGGGACUUCAAUCCUUUUUGUAGUAAUCCUUCUGGAUUUAAACUUGUUUUAAUUCAUUAUACGUUGUAUUCUUAAAACGCUC